AUGACGACAAACAUCCCAUCAAUCUAUCGCGCCGUCUUCCUCUACUGGGACCCGCCAUGUGCGAUAUGGGGCGCCUACCUCUCCUUCUUCGCGCGCGACAUGACACUCAACUCGUUUAUUCCCGGGUUAGCGGCUAAUCGCGACGCCGCCCACGACAUGAUGUUCUAUCACCAAGGCGGUUCUCUGUUGGGUGUAGCUAUUCUUAACGGCUACCUUCUGAGAUACACCAAGGAUGUCUUCAUCUGGAAGCUUGUGCAGGCGUCUAUCCUGUGUAUCGAUGUCGCAUUGUUGGUGGGCAUGACGGGUCACUUGUCUGGGCAGGGAAGGUUGUCUCCUGCAGCAUGGACAGGGUACGACUGGAUGGGCAUCAUCAUCACUGGGGGAGUCACGAUCGCCAGAACGCUGUUCAUUGCCGGGGUUGGGCUGGCAGAGAAGGUCAAGACACCGUGA
Molecule: messenger RNA, 450 nt
Organism: Colletotrichum spaethianum
Lineage: Eukaryota; Fungi; Ascomycota; Sordariomycetes; Glomerellales; Glomerellaceae
Exons: 1
Coding region: 1-450 (149 amino acids)
Source: RefSeq, a predicted model, not a curated record